Pyrenophora tritici-repentis Pt-1C-BFP is the source of this 873-nucleotide messenger RNA. RefSeq lists its product as uncharacterized. The record is from RefSeq and is a predicted model, not a curated record. Lineage: Eukaryota; Fungi; Ascomycota; Dothideomycetes; Pleosporales; Pleosporaceae.
AUGAAGCUGUUUAACAGACGAUGGCGACGUUCAGGCGUCUAUGGCCGUGAUUCCAGGGUAAAGCCCUCAAGGUACGAUGACGAGCUCAGAGAGAUUCCCACCACGGACAGUGUCUUGGGUGCGAUCAGAGGGGUUAGGCGACUCGAAGCAUUACACGACGACUUCAGUACUCCAACAUCACAGCCUACCUCAACGCUGUCGUUGGUAUCCCUCACAGCCCACCCAGUUCGGCCAUCCUCAUCGGCUUCAUCGCGUGCACACAUCACCAUCCCAGCUUCGAGAGCUGCACACAUUGUGAACGAUCUAGAGGCUGAGCCAUUCACAACAGUGUUUGGCGCGGUGCCCAGUAGAGCAGAUCCACAGGAUGAACGGCGCUUUGCUGUCUAUUUCUCUCCCACCAACGCGAGUGAUUACGAACUUACCCCGCUACGCUGCGGCACGGUCGAGCCUCGGUCUUUUUGGGAGUACGAUACAAGUCGCGAGGUAUCAGCUUCAGAAGCACGCACAAACGAACCCCACCAAAGCACGCAUCGACCCGAAGACGUAUCCAGCGAUGACCCACCUCCGCGAUACACAUCACUCGACCCACAUCCGAUUCUGGGUAACCAGCCCAGACUCCGACGUCGAUCCACACUUGAAGUCCUCGGCGCUAUCCGCAAAGAGGGUCUCAAGGCUACAACAGGCAAGAUGGGGAAGAGUAUGGCGAAGCAUGUCGAGGAUGUGGGCAAGAUUGCAAAGGACGUGCCUUUGGCUGUUAAGGAAGCUCAGAUGAAACUGAGUUCCAAGAGAGCCAAGAGUAAGAUCCGGUGGCUGGAGAAGCGCAACUAUUUGAGUUGUCAGGAGAGGUUUUUGACACGGGAGCUCGUCGGAUGA